This is a messenger RNA of Durotheca rogersii, 1716 nucleotides long. RefSeq names its product cyclopentanone 1,2-monooxygenase. The record is from RefSeq and is a predicted model, not a curated record. Lineage: Eukaryota; Fungi; Ascomycota; Sordariomycetes; Xylariales; Xylariaceae. The transcript has 3 exons. The coding region runs from base 73 to 1716 and encodes 547 amino acids. Gene Ontology annotation, molecular function: NADP binding; N,N-dimethylaniline monooxygenase activity; flavin adenine dinucleotide binding.
UACCAGGAUACUAUCCGCCUCUGCCUUCCGUGAUCUCUACUUGGGGCUCUUGUACUCGGACACACCGAAAAGAUGGGCUCGCGAACGUACGCCCAAGAGCUCGAUGCUCUCAUCAUCGGGGCCGGCUUCAGCGGCGUGUACCAGCUGAAGAGGCUGCGCGACGAAGGCUACUCGGCCAAGAUCGUGGAGGCCGGCGACAACUACGGCGGCGUCUGGUACUGGAACCGGUACCCGGGCGCCCGCGUCGACAGCCACGCGCCGCACUACCAGUUCUCGGACCCGGAGCUCUGGAAGGACUUCCACUGGUCCCAGCGCUUCCCCGACCACGUCGAGCUGCGCCGGUACUUCGAGCACGUGGCCGAGAAGUGGGACCUCCGCAAGGACACCUACUUCAACACCUUCGUCACGUCGGCCGUCUGGGACGAGGCGGCGCAGAAGUGGAUCGUCACCGCCAAGGACGGCCGCGUCUUCCGCGCCACCUUCUUCCUGCCGCACACCGGCAUCGCCGCCAGCCGCGCGUUCCCGGACUGGAAGGGCCGCGACAGGUUCCGGGGCGUGCAGCUGCACUCGUCGUUCUGGCCGCACGCGGAGCCGGACUGGAAAGGCAAGCGGAUCGCGGUCAUCGGGACGGGCUCGACGGGGGUGCAGAUGUCGCACGCGCUAAGCGAGGGGGCGGGCGAGCUGGUGGUGUUCCAGCGGACGCCGGCGCUGCCGCUGCGGAUGCGGCAGGUGGACUACGGGGCGGGGGAGGAGCCGGUGGCGAAGGAGGAGCUGGGGGACUUCUUCCGGCGGCGCGGCGAGGGCCCGUGGGGGUUCGACUUCGGCCUGCUGCCGCGGCGGACCUUCGACGACGACGGCGCGGCGCGGCGCGCCACGCUCGAGGCCCUGUGGCGCGCCGGCGACUUCACCUACUGGAUCGGCAACUACAGCGACACCCUGUUCGACCUCGCCGCCAACCGCGAGGUCUACGACUUCUGGCGCGACAAGACCCGCGCCCGCCUGCACGACGAGCGCCUGCGCCGCCUCCUCGCCCCCCAGGACCCGCCCUACCCCUUCGGCUGCAAGCGCGUCCCCCUCGAGCAGGGCUACUUCGAGAUGUUCAACCAGCCCAACGUGCACCUCGUCGACGUCAACGAGACCCCCGUCGUCGAGAUCACCGAGGCCGGCAUCCGCACGACGGAGAAGGAGUGGGAGUUUGACAUUAUCAUCCUGGCGACGGGCUUCGACGCGGUGACGGGCGGGCUGACGCAGAUCGACAUCCGCGGGGUGGGCGGGGAGACGGUGCGGGAGAAGUUCGCGCGGGACGGCCCGACGACGUACUACGGCCUGAGCGUGGCCGGGUUCCCCAACAUGUUCUUCUCGUACGGGCCGCAGUCGCCGUCGGCCUUCUGCAACGGCCCCACCUGCGCCGAGCUCCAGGGCGAGUGGAUCGUCGGCAUCAUCAACCACGUCCGCGACGCCGGGCUCGCCAGCGUCGUCCCCGACGAGGCCAGCGAGCGCGCCUGGGCCGCCCAGGUCAACGCCAUCGCCGAGUCCACGCUCAUCCCCCGCGCCAAGUCGUGGUACAUGGGCGACGGCAUCCCCGGCAAGCGGCGCGCGUCGCUGAUGUUCCUCGGCGGCCUGACCAACUACAUGACGGAGCUGAAGAGCUGCGCGGCCGAGGGGUACACAGGGUUCCGCUUCGAGAUCCCGAAGGUGCAGACGGCCUCGGCUUGA